Mugil cephalus (flathead mullet) is the source of this 3193-nucleotide messenger RNA. RefSeq names its product clusterin-like protein 1. Lineage: Eukaryota; Metazoa; Chordata; Actinopteri; Mugiliformes; Mugilidae. The transcript has 9 exons. The record is from RefSeq and is a predicted model, not a curated record. The coding region runs from base 1522 to 3003 and encodes 493 amino acids.
UUCUCCCAAACUUUCCUGGAUAACUUGACACCGCGACUUAAUUCGCCGUGGCCACAUCUGUGCUGCACAGCUUUUCGGAGUGACUGUCCCGUCGCCUCCUGCUGCGUCUCCUCCUGUGGGGAUAGAGGAGGAGGUGCGGGACCCUUUCAACGCUGCAGACCCCGGGACGUCGUCCAGCGCUGCAGUAAUCCAGCCGGAGAUCAGAUUAAGUUACUGGGGGUUGAUGGCAAUCGCGUCCCAGGGUGAAAGUCUGGUACCCAUUACAGAUAAUUUCAAAGGUGCUGUGAUAAUUCCAACACUUCCUGUGUCCGUAAUCUCUCCGGCCUGCAGAUGCAGAUCACUGAUCAAAGCCAGAAAUGCAGCUGCGUCCUCCGGGCCUAAUGAGGAAGAUCAAAGAAAUGAAACAGGGCCACUCUCAUAUCUCCAGAGUGCGGUUGUGUUUUUGCACAUCCUGCACAUGUUCAGUCAUCCUGUUCCUCCUGUUGCGGCCUGCAAUGCAACGAGUUCAGCCCGUGACUGAGACCAUGCCAGGUCCCUGCAGGAGGCCCGGGCUUACUGUCAGGCUGAUGGGGAUUAAAGCAUAAAGUUUUACCUGAGGAGGGCUCUGGACUAUGUAAGAGACAAUUAAGUGAGCGAGAGAGACCUAAACAACGGAGCAUGUUAUGUUUAUGUUACCAAAGCCAGUCUUAAGCGGAUCUGCGGGUACGCUGCGCGCAUAAGGCUUAAUAACCAAUAAUGCAAACACAGUAAUAGGAUCUGUGCUGCUGAGUAGAUCCAUAAAAAUAGAACAGCCCUUGGAGGAAGCAGAUUCUCUCGGCCUCAUCCCUCCAACAGAACAACCUGCUGCUUUUGUUCUGGAGUUGGAUGUUUUCAUAGUUUGCAAGGUAAAUGCUGUUUUUUUUUGUUUUGUUUUGUUUUGUUUUGCAUAGACUCUCAGUUACGCACCACACGGUGUGCAACAACAGGCCUGUAUGAGAAUUUUUCAUACGUAGAUUUAUUAAAAUAUAAGCCAACCUGAAGAUGUAACAUUGUGUGUGCUCACUGAAAGUUACUGAAAAUAUUAGCACUCUUAUUACCCUGCAGUGUUGCACAUUUACUUUAAAUUUAAUUUUAGUUUAUGCUGACUCUGAUUCAAGUAACUUUUCUAUUUUUAUACGACAAUUAGAUGAUUUAUUGUGUGCAGCUGCAGCAGAAUGUCUAUAACCCACCAGUACAAAAGGAAAGCCCAACUAAUUUACCAGAAAGUUAUGAAAAAGUAGUAAUUUGGCAUUUUGUAAUUUUGUUACUUCAGUUUAGUGGCUUGACAUUGUUGUGAUCAUACAUGCUAAUUUAUUAACAUAUUUUCUCUAGUGGCAUUAUUAGUUUCAUUUAAAGCUUUUUUACCGUGUAUAGUUCUAAAUUAAACUGCUUGAGAAACAGCACCACCUUGUGGCAGGUUCCAGCUUCUGUCUUUUCUACCAUAAACAGAACUCCUGUUUCACUUCAUGUACAUUUUGCACCUUUUCCAGGACUGAAGACAUCAUGAGGACACUUCUGGUUCUGAUUCUCUGCGUCACUGCCGCCGUACUCCGUGCCUCUGACUCUCCUCUUCUGAGCGAGGAAACCCUGAAAAGGCUGUCUGCAGCCGGAGGGCAGUACAUCGACGGGGAAAUAAAGCGAACUUUGCUCGGAGUGAAGCAGGUGAAGGAAAGGAUGGGGAAACGAGAGGAGAAGCACAGACACCUGAUGGACGCCCUGAGACACAGCAGUGACAAGAAGAAGGGGGCCAUGCAGCUGGCCAAGGAGACGGAGCAGAAACUCGAGGAAGCUGAACAGCAAUGUCUAGAUUUAACCAAAUCUGCCUUCGGGGAGUGUCGGCCCUGUCUGGAAGACUCUUGUAAGGCCUUCUACACCUCCACAUGUCGCCGUGGCUUCACCUCUUUCUCAUUCAAGGUGGAGGAGUUUUUUAGGAAAAUGGCCGCCCAGUUGGAGGCGAAGGAGCAGGUUUACAGUCAAAACCAGGAGAAUUCAGGGGGAGACUCCUCAGCUGAGAAGCAGCUCCCAGAGGACAAAGCCAAUCUGGACCUGCUGCAGGCGGAAGCGUCGUUCAGCCAGCUGCAGGCGAACAUCAGCCUCUUGUUCAACCACAGCGUCGCUCUGGCUAAGAAGAUGCAGCAGGUGUUCGGUCACUCGUUCCUGUCAGCCUUCACCGCGGAAGCCCAGCCUAACCCCGAGUCCGCCGCGCACGCUGGCUUCUUCAGGACGGUGGGCCUGGAUCACGUCCUGGAUUCGGUGUACGACUUUGGGAGGAACGUGCUGCAAGAACUCAGCUCCACGGUGGCCGACGCGUUCGAGGAAAUACAGGAAGGAGAAGAGUAUUUGCAACAAUCGAGCAGAGGUAUCGGGUGCACUGUUCUACAAAAUGCUCUAAAACGUUUGCUCACCGUGUGCGCGCCUUCAUGUUAUUUUGUGUUCAUCUACAAAGAUUCGGGAUCGCUGUUCGGAGGGCAGGCUCCAGGUGGAUAUCUGUGCAGACAGCUCCGCAGACAAGUGUCAGAGUGCUGGCAGCUUCAAGACCUGUGUGAGACGUGCAAAGAUUAUCUGUUACAAGAGUGCCCCAGCGUGCAGCAGCUGCACACCGAGAUGGAGGAGAUGCACUUGCUGCUGAACGCGUCCUGCCAACAGUACGACGACAGACUACAGCUGGUCCAGAGACACACGGCGGACACUCAGAGUUGGCUCAGCAACAUGGACGACAAAUACGGCUGGGUCAGCCGGCUGUCCAACAGCACGGUGGGAACGGACAACAUCUUCAGCGUGAUCACGGUGGACACGCAGCAUAUGAAGAAUAACGAAGCUAAAGCUGACAGCAGUGUAGUUGUCUCCAUCCUGGACUCAGCCCCUAUGACCGUAUCGGUCCCAGCAGAUCUGGAGGUGGAUGACCCUGCUUUCAUCGAACACGUCGCUCAGGAGGCUCUGACGCAACAUAAACAGCAGAUAAGAGGAAUGGAACAACGUGACUAAACCCCGAACAGCUUCUUCAGACGCUGAGUAAAAUUCAGUGAAGUUUUCUCACACACUGAAGACGACCUUUAUAAAACUUGAAAAUGCACCACACCUCUAAUCCGUCACACGCACAGCUUGCAUUCCUCUUGUUCAUGUACAGUGUGUUGAUUCUUAGUCUGUUACACGUUUACGCAAUUAAACUGUUCAC